AUGCGACAAAGAUUGGAACAAAAACGAAAUGAGCAAGAACAAAUCGAGAAGAAUCAAGAAAUUAUAGCCGAGUCUCGUCGAUCAAAAGUAGCAAAAGUACCAUUACUGUCAGAUGAUGCAGGUGAACAGCGUUGUCCAGAAAAAGUUAUUUUGCUUGCCAAAGGGACAAAAAUACCUUGGAGCCAUAUAAGUCUAAAUCAUGGAGGAUUCAAAGCAGCUACAUUACAUGAAGCAGCAGCUAAACUCCAAGAUGAACAACACAUUGGUACGUUCAUAGUUUUUGUGCUAACCACAAAGUAUGACAUAAAAAGAUUAAAGCACUACUAACACUCCAUUAAAGACCAUCACCAUCUGAAUUAAUCCGAACAAACGUUCUGAUUGAAGCAGAAAACACGCCGAAGUUCACCAUAUGAAUAAGAGAAGAGGACGAAAAAAAUAUUUGUUAAACAAUCUAGAAAAAAAAAACAAGAGAACAUAUAUUUAACGAAAAAAUAUGAACUGUAUCUCCGGUUGACCUUAUUUCAAUCGAUCCUCCUCCUCCUUUUGUAUGUUCAAUUAUUCAAUCACUCAUCCAUAUAGUUGAGAAAGAAAGCGAGAAAAAAGGAUAGGAAAAAGCGAGCCUCCUAUAACAGAAUGAAAAGAAACCGAAUGAUACAACAUAUAUGUGCAAGUGAAGAGAAUAGAUACUAUAGAUAUUAUAUAAACAUAAAGAGAUGAUGCGAUUAUAUAAUUACUGAUAUAUCCUACGAACAUUAACAUAAUUCUGUAACAUCAUAUAUUCGUGCCAUCAUAUUACUAUUGGCACAGCAUUCAAAAGAGAGAGUAUAUAUAAGCCCAGAAGAGAAAGAGACACAAGACGACAGAGCAUAAAAAGAAAAAAAAGAAGAGUUGACUUGCACAUUGAAUUUGUCGUUCACAGAAGGGUAUCGAUAUCUUGCGACUAUAAAACGGUACACAGGGCACUACAAAAGUUUUUUUGACCCGAUUCUUCUGAAAGCCUUGAUUUGCAUUCAAACAUUCAGUUCUAAUGCAUAGACAUAACCAGACACAAUGUUAUUAGCUUACUUCUCUGCAGUCACCUUCUCGGAAAACCAUAAUACACUCUGUUUAUUCUAUGUAGGCCGACUAACAAAAGAAAAAACUCAAGGGGGAAACGGCGAAUUCCCGGGAUUCCGAAUCCCAAGGGAAUCCCAUGGGAAUCCUGGGAAUCUUGGAAAUCCUGGGAAUCCAAUGGGAAUCCAGGGAAUCCAGGGAAUCCCACGGGAAUCCUGGGAAUCCAGGGAAUCCCAUGGGAAUCCUGUGCCUAAGAGGCAUCAAUAGAUAAAGUAAUCAUCAAAAAUAAACAGGUCAAACAUACUAGUGAUGACAAUGAUGACGAAGAAGUUGACUCAGAACUUGGAGAAUUAGAACAAGACUCUCAAAAUACUCAGAUGGAUAUAGACGAGACUGAAAUAUUAGAAAGUCUUGAUAUGAGUGCUAAAUAAGCACUUGAAUCAUCUGGCUUGAUGAGUUCUUCAUGCACAACUUCCUCUACAACAUUAAACAAAAAUGAAUAAAAUUUAAAAUGGGGACGGGUAUACCGAAUUAUGUUCGUAUUAAUAUAAACUAAUGGGCGCGGAUUUUCCGAGUAUGUCUUACCUCUUCAUACAGGAUGGACUCUAUGCGCCGAAGAGGAGAAACAUGAAAACGAAUUUUCUAUAUCAUGGUCAAUAAUCCUGUUUUUAGAACGUAACUAGAUAAUUAUUUGCAUCAUACUGUAAUGGCUCAGAAAAUACAUACGAAAAUGAACAUAUACUUGAAUUAAGAACUUAUUGUUAUUUAAAAAAAAAAGAUAUAGUCUGAGAUUUUUUCUCAUUCUUUUUGACUUACGUUACCUUUUAGUUCACUCUCAUAAAGCAAUAAAUAGAUGAUACUUUCUUUAUAGAUAUAUUUGAUUUUGGAGUUUUUAAGAUGAUAACAUCUGAUGUUACCUCAGAAGAGGUACGAAAAAUAUUUAAAGGAAAUAAGGUACUCAUCAUUGGAGAUUCGAUCUGUAGAGGAAUCUACAAAGAUCUCUGUUGCUUAUUAAGCGGAAAAGACCGAUUAUUAAGUAUUGAUGAAUUACGUUUCAACAGACGUAUUAACAAUUUGCACAGUCAUUGUAUAUCUUAGGAGGACGAAACUUGUACAAGUUUGUACGGUUGAACUUACCCGGCGCACUUCCAUCAUUAUCUACCUUAAACCUUAGUCUUGAGAAAGCUGGUGCGUGCAUUGGUGAAGCCGAGUUUCGAUAUGAUGCACUUAAUCACCAUCAUAAUUCUUUAAACUAUCAGAUCGCCGUUUGUUCAGAGGACUCGACAGCACUCGUAAAUAGCGGCGGAUCCAGGAUUUUUCAGUAUGCUGGAUUUCACCUUCAGACUAUGGGACCAAGAUGAAAUUUAUAGAGGUAUGAUAUUGGAAUCAAAUGAUGAGUUUUUAUUAAAGGAUUUUUGUAAUGGGACUUUGCGAAAAAAUUAGCAUUUUCCUGAGCUCCCCCAAGAUUUUUCUUUCGCAGUUAGGGGUAUCUUGUUUUUUA
This is a messenger RNA of Rotaria sp. Silwood1, 2554 nucleotides long. The record is from the annotation of a GenBank genome assembly. Lineage: Eukaryota; Metazoa; Rotifera; Eurotatoria; Philodinida; Philodinidae.